ACAAGAAUUUGCAUGUGCAAGCGGCGGUAAAUCUACCGGCAGUUUCGGCAGGAGAGUUUCGAGUCCCGCGAAAAGUCACGCUUGGUGUCUGGGAUCGCGACCUGAUCGCAAGCCGAGUUCGCUCACCGUGUCGCCAGCGCACGCCGGAGAUCGCGGCAUCGGCAGCGCGCAAGCACCCCACAAGGCACAAUCCUGCAGCCCCGCAUUCACACCGAAUUCUGAACAAGAAAGGCUGACAAUGAAAUCUAAUGACUGUAAUUCGGAAACUAUUGGUAACAUCAGCAAGCUCGAGUCAGUCAUGAAUGGUGAAACCCACCAGUUGGACCAAUGGGACCAAGCAACAACAUCCAGUUCCCAAAGCCCCAGUCCAAAUCCAAACCAAAGUGGAACUGACAGUACUGUAGAUUCUGACAUGGAGAUUAUAUCUAGUGAAAGCAAGCUAAGAAGGAAACGUGCUGAUGGGAGGCCAAAUGGUAAAUUGAGGUGCCAAGAAGAAAGCGAAGAGGCAAAACGACGAGGAGUAUCAGGUUGGGAAAGCAGUCUCAGACAAAGGCCAGCACCACGUAUAAUUUUCCAGGCAGGAAUUCCCUUUCGCCACAAAAAAAAGAAAGAAGAUAAUAAUAUGAAACCCAAAAAGGACAUGAACGUUUCAUUGUCCCAGAAGACCAGGACAUCCUCUUCCAAAGCUUUCACAACAGAAAAUCCUGUCAUUGACCUGACUGUGGAGCCUCUGGAAAGUAGUAAGGUAUCUCCAAGUCCAGCAGACGGCUUUGUUUGUGAGGGCAGUAUUGUGAAGGAUACAGAUGGAAUCCCUCAGUACCAGGAUGGCAAAGGUUAUGGUAUUGGGGAAUUGGUUUGGGGAAAAAUAAAGGGCUUCUCGUGGUGGCCGGCAAUUGUGGUUUCCUGGCGCACACCUGGAAGAAGGCAAGCUGCAUCAGGAAUGAGAUGGCUUCAGUGGUUUGGAGAUGGCAAGUUCUCAGAGGUUUCUGCUGACAAACUUAUGCCUUUAACUGCUAUUAGCCAGUAUUUUCACACAUCUGCAUUUAACAAGCUGGUUUCUUACAAAAGAGCUGUGUUCCAGGCUUUGGAGAUUGCUAGCAGCAGAUCUGGAAUGCCAUUCCCUUCUAAUAACCGGGGUACUCUGGAAGAACAGAUUAAGCCUAUGCUUGACUGGGCAUUUGGUGGUUUCCAACCAAAAGGUUAUGAAGGAAUAAAGCCCAAACACAACUCAGGGACUGAUACUGCAGGUGGAGCCCCUGUUGAGGUCUGUGUCCCCGAAUGCUAUCCUCCAACAAAGAAACAGAAGACAAGUUUCUAUAAAAGCAAAGAAGGAGCUGAAGACGAGCACCGAGGGAGAGAAAAAAUUUUCUUUCAAGUUACGUCAAAUAAUAAAAGCAUUGAAGAAUUUUGUCUUGCUUGUGGCAGCAUUAGAGUCAGCACUUUCCAUCCACUGUUUGAAGGUGGUCUGUGUUCUGUUUGCAAGGAUAUCUACCUGGAGACUUCAUACAUGUAUGAUGAUGAUGGUUACCAAUCAUAUUGUACUGUGUGUUGUGGUGGCCGAGAAGUAUUACUGUGUGGGAAUGCAAACUGCUGCAGAUGCUUUUGUGUGGACUGCAUAGAUAUUUUGGUGGGUCCAGGUGCUUCUGAAGAAGCCAAGGUACAAGAUCCUUGGCGAUGUUACAUGUGCCUUCCAUACGAAAGCUAUGGAGUUCUGAGAAGACGCAGUGACUGGACCAUGAAGCUUCAAGCAUUUUUUGCCAGUGACAAUGGCCAAGAAUAUGAUCCACCUAAAAUUUAUCCAGCAGUACCUGCUGAGAAUAGAAAACCAAUUAAAGUUCUGUCCUUGUUUGAUGGGAUAGCAACAGGAUAUUUAGUCUUAAGGGAUUUAGGUUUUAAAGUGGAGAGAUAUGUUGCCUCUGAAAUAUGUGAGGACUCAAUUGCAGUGGGAACUGUUCGGCAUGAAGGAAAAAUCACUUAUGUGCAUGACGUCAGGAACAUCAGCAGGCAAAAUAUUCAGGAGUGGGGUCCAUUUGAUUUGGUGAUUGGAGGAAGCCCAUGCAAUGAUCUUUCUAUUGUAAAUCCUGCAAGAAAGGGUUUAUAUGAGGGCACAGGAAGACUUUUCUUUGAAUUUUAUCGACUACUUCAUGACACCAGACCAAGGGAGUGGGAAGACAGGCCUUUCUUCUGGCUAUUUGAAAAUGUUGUUGCCAUGGGUGUCAAUGAUAAAAGGGAUAUCUCACGUUUCCUGGAGUGUAACCCAGUUAUGAUUGAUGCAAUCGAUGUCUCUGCAGCACACAGAGCUCGCUACUUUUGGGGAAACUUACCAGGAAUGAACAGGCCCCUGGUUGCUUCUUCAGCAGAUAAACUGGAACUCCAGGACUGCCUUGAGCACGGUAGAAUAGCAAAGUUUAGCAAAGUUAGGACCAUAACAACAAGAUCGAACUCCAUCAAGCAAGGCAAGGAUCAGCAUUUCCCUGUUAUCAUGAAUGGGAAGGAAGACAUUCUGUGGUGCACAGAACUGGAAAGGAUUUUUGGCUUUCCAGUACAUUAUACAGAUGUGUCAAACAUGGGAAGAGGGGCCCGACAAAAACUUCUUGGAAGGUCAUGGAGCGUGCCGGUUAUUCGCCACCUAUUUGCACCACUGAAGGAUUAUUUUGCUUGUGAAUAAUACAGUCUAAUAUUUGCCUUUCAGAAACUUAAGGUGCUUAUUUAGAAACUAAUUAGUAAAACAAAUCCAGACUGGUUUUCAGUAUACUGUGACACAUUUGAUUGACAUUAUUGUGAAGGUUGCAUGCUGUACAUGUAUGAUACUGUGGCCAUUACACACAGUCACAACUCAGGACAGGGUAGGUAGCAAGCAUGCCUACUAUAGUUGUUUUAGCUUUUGUAAUCUCAUCUUUUAUAAGGGAAGAAAACAGAAUUCCUACUUUUAGCUGUAGUUUUCUUACGAUAGAGUGAGGAUUAUACUUCACAGUUUUCUAGUGUACUUCGUAGCCGGUCUUUUUAUGGGAUUUAAGGGCUUUUGAUGGUGCUAUUGUCCUCCUUUUAAAUUUUCAACUAAUUUUCUAAACUUUUAUUGUUAUAAUACACAUAUCAGUAGUUGGAUUUUAGGUAGAUGAAUAAUAAAUCUCAAUCUGUUAAACAUAACAGAUUCAAAAUCAUUAUUCAAAAACAUUGAAGUUGUUGUCCUGUUUAAACAGUAUUCCAAUAUAUUUUCACUUGCUUUUCAGCAAAUUGUAUUUUCUUUCUGUAACCUAUUUUAUGUUUAGUUGUUGAAUAAUCAUGAUAUAUUGUUUAAUCUGUUUAUGUUUUGUAUUUUUAGCAAGGGUUUCAGAUGUGUAAAUGAGCAAAAAAAGAUUAUAAAGAUGGAAAUCAUUUAAGUUUAAACCAAGGCAAUGUCUAUAAACAGCAUAAGGAGGGUGACCUAUGAAGCUGUACUGUUGACAUCCCUCACAAUCAUGUUCAUAGUCAAAAUUACACUCAAAGAAAUAGCUCAAAUUUUAUUGGUAAGGUGAUAUUCUUGUUGCUGCUCCAUGUUAAAGUUUUCAACUGAAAUAUAUGACUGUAAUUAUAAUAGAAUCAUGUCAAGGUAAUGCUUAGGGUUUUUAAUUCAAGACUGCAAUACAAUUUUAUUCUCAAAAUGUAGAAGUUACAUUUUAUAUUUUAAGCUACUUUUGUAAAAUUCUCCAUCCUUCUUCUGACUGGAUACGCUCUACUGUGCAGACUUCACUAAGAGCCUGCUCCCAAGCCUCAGGCAUUGCUGCUGCAGGGCUAACUGCAAAGGCAUUUUUUUUUAAAUUUUUACCUUGUAGCUUUUCCUUAACACCUUAAAUUUACAGAAUUUCUGACCUCUAAUAAAAUCCUCCAGCCACCAGGAAGGAUGUCAGGAUAAAUAAUUCAGAGUAUAAAGCAAUACAGGAAUUAAUGUGCAUCUUGUCAUUCCGAUUAUACCACGCCAAUAUAUUAAAAACCUACAAGGGCAUGCCAAUUUGGAUAUUUGUAGCAAAAUAAUAUAUUGAUUUUUAUGUAUAAUUAUAUUAGGAUCUUUCUGCCAUAUAAACGUUUUCCUUAUUUUUAUAUAUUUGUGGUGUUAAUCCAUUCCUAGGAAUGGAUCACCCUUCAACUGAGGAGUCAAAUACCAUGAUAGAAACAGUGGAUUCCUAUCCUGUGAUUCAACAACGUGUCUCAGUUCUAACUUUGCAGGCAUAUUACUUACAUUAUUUCUAAAAUUUUCACUCCCCAACCUCUGUCCAUAAAGAUUUAAAUUUAACACUGUUUCUACAUAACUAUGGCUGGUUUUCUGUUAAGUAUCCUAAUAUGUCAUACCACUCAGUUAUCUCAAACUUUGUUAAACGAUUAAUACAUGCCAGUGCUGAAGCUGAUUAUAAAUAGCUAUCUUUACGAAGAAAUAUCAGCAAAUUUAAAAUGAUGAUAUUUCAGCUUGUAUCUUUGAAUCUGAACAUAGCAUUAACCAAGAAAUCAAAACUGAAAUUUAAUGCAAUUUAUUCUAGAUAGUAAUUAGCUCCGCUAAUUGCUCUGGAUUGCUCUGCUCAUUUUGACAAUUCCAAAAACGUGGUGAAUUAAAAUUCAGAUUUUUUAAAUUGAAUUGAAAAUGAACCCAGUCCUUGGUGUGAAUUCUCUCUUUUAAUUUAGAACUAGUUUAGAGCUAAUAAAGCAAUUGAAUUCAAUAGGAAUUAUACAAAAUAUAUUUUUUGUAUAUUCUAGUCAUUAACAGAAAUCACAUAAAUACUGGAAAAACUCUACAGCUCCCUGACACUUUCAGGAGAUCUAACGAGGUAACAAUUAAACAAUCUACUUCAAACAGGUCUGAGGCUUAAUCCUUGGUGCUUAUGGAAUUGGAUUGUAUAGCUGCAAGUGAUGGAGAUUUUGGUCAUAUUUCCUGUUUAUACCUCUGCUGAAAAUUUUAGCCAACAGCAAACAGGAUAAAGCUAGAAUUUACUGCCAAAAUUUCUCUAUGCCCAAGUGGCUUACUUAGGUCCAUACCUAAGAAAGGUAAGAGAGAAAAUAAAACUGACAAGGGAAAGAAACUACCCAAAGUAAAUCACUUUUGAUUCAGGUGCUUUGUCUUUUUUUAAAUACUUCAAAAACUGGAUUUUGUGUAUCUUAAAACAAGUACAAUCUGAUAAGCCAUUUCUGCUGGAAAGUAAUUACAUUUCUAUUGUGAAUAGUUAUGCACUGGGAUUACUGCCUUGAAUGCUAUCAUUGGAAAUUUCUUUUAUUAGCAUAUUUUGUUAGCAUCAAAGGGCAGCACUGAACAUAAUGCAAAGCAAUAACAAGCUGAUUUAUGGUACCAAUAAAAUAUCAAACUAAAGCAGGAUGCAGGUAUAAUCAUAGGCUAGCUGUGACUGUGGCAACAACAAAAUCCAUUUGUUUUUUCUGCCUUGGGUUGCUGUAUGGCAUCAUGGUUAGCCACAAGAUCCAUAAGUGAGAGAGAUAAAAAUCAGAUAGUGUUCUGGUUCCUGUUUGCUUUCCAUCACCUCAUGUAUAUCCUCUUUGUACAUUCAGUAAGGAUAGGACUCAUCUCAGCUGUAAUUUCCUGUAUGAAAAUAGUCCCUACCCAUACAAACAAAGUUCUAUAACUCCAAUUCCCAACUUCACUGGAAUAAACAUGCAUAGACUUAUGCUUAUUGGGAUAUAAAGGGUAUUUUUCUUUUGAGGUGUGUAAUCAAUAGUGAUAUAGUCUGUAGCAUCCAUUUAACAUCACUAUGUAAAAUUAAUAAUUUAUUUUUAAUAUUUUUCAAAAUGGUCACAAAAAAUUGAAGUGUUUGUAAGUAAGGAUUUGCAGUUUACCCAUUGAACUUAAGAGUAUUAAUAUCAUGGCCAAAGAAAAGUUAUCACCACCUGAACGUGUGUUUAUUCUAUGACGAUGUGUUAUAUUUUCUGUAAGGUUGAUGGUGCUUAUAACUUGAAAUAAUUCCUUAUAAAUAUGUCUAAAAUGCACAUAUUUAUAAUUAUUCUGUAACAAACAUAGUUAAUCUUUAUUAAAAGACUAUGAAACCUAAGUGAUGUUUACUAUUAAACAUCAUUCAGUAGGAACUUCGUAAUUCCAUCAUUUGUCGGAAGACCAAAUUUCAAAUCUUCAAUUUCCUCUAUGGAAUUAACAAAGUCAGUCACUGAGUUGUAAGUAGGUUUCACAGGACACAUCUUCAAAUGUGUAUCCUUGUGAAGAAUUUUUUAGCAUCUCCAACUCUAAAACAUGUCUUGAAUUAUCCCUUUGAAAAAUCGAAUUGCAUUUUUCUACUUUUUCUAAUAAAUCUUAUUUCCUUUAUAUUUUUCUAAUUUUAUGUGACCAACAAUAGCAUUUCUAAAAUUCUUGUCUAAACGUAAUGAACACAUUCAAAGAGUGCAUUUUGUUCAAGAAAAUUUGUUGAAAUGAUGUGACUAUUUUAAGAUAACUGUAACUUUCUAAAUGUUGAUGAAAAGAAAGUACAGUUUUUUUUCUCUUGGAAAUGCUUUAAAUGGUGCCAUUAUUAUGUUUAUUUUAAAGCAUAAGUAACAUACAAGGAACAUCAGUGAAACUACCUGAAUUUAUCCCUCUGCACAUUUAAAUAAACACUGUUUACAAUAUAUUACAUUUAUAAUGGGGUGCAGCUACUGUACGUGGAAUUGUUUCUAUUUCAUCGUUUGUUUCAAGUGAGCCGUCUAUCAAAAAUGUUGUGAUGACUAGCAUUAAAACACUUCAAAAUUGUAAUUACUUUAUAAAGAUUCUCAUGUUUUUGCUUUAUAUAUAAACGAUUUCCAUUGUCAGAAAAAGCAUGUUUGAACAUGUUUUAAUACUCAUCACUUUCACUUUACUACAUGGCACAAAGAAUUUAACUAUUUCUUGUGCGUGAGCUCAGAGGUACAAGUUGUAGCACUGCUUAUCUGUUUACAAUAAAUGAUUAUCCCUAUUGUUAUGCUUGUUUUUAAUGUUGAUUAAUUUGAGUACUUAUUAUUGAGAAUUGAAAAAUCUUGCAUACAGAUUUCAAUAUCAUACACUUUUCAAGAGUUAAUUACCAUUGCAAAAAAAUUUUAAACUGUAAUGCACUGGAGAACAAUUUUUUUCAUAGGUGUUGCUUCCUCAGAAAUUUUCUUUGGUUAUGAUAGACUGCUUGACGUUGAACACAAAUAUAAUUUCAGAGUACUUUUAUCACAUAGGAAUGUGGAGAAAUCAAGAUAGUAAUUUUUAUUGAAUAUAAUGUGUUUAAUUGUUAAACGGUGCUGACGCUUUGCAAUAGUUCAGCUAGGCUAAAAAUGUUUUGUUGAUGAUUUUCAUUUGUACCCAGUGUCUGAGGCUUCUUGCUUAAGUGCCCAAAAGUAAUCAGCCAAUAUUUAUGGAUUCCAGUUGCCCUUAUACCGCAAUGUCCUGGUGAAACCUUUCAACAUGCUCGUCACUGACCGCCAAGAUUUGCAGGGAAGAAGUCUAAAUGGGAAUGCAACAAAUGUUAGGAGCCCAGGCUUUGUCUUGGUCACCAACUGUACACUCAAAGUGGAGCUCAUAGGCUUUCUUACUAUGAGUAGUCAUGCUUUGUAUUUGAGAUUUAAAUGUA
Hypanus sabinus (Atlantic stingray) is the source of this 7550-nucleotide messenger RNA. It is a transcript of the gene dnmt3bb.1, whose product is annotated as DNA (cytosine-5-)-methyltransferase 3 beta, duplicate b.1. NCBI's taxonomy places the organism in Eukaryota, Metazoa, Chordata, Chondrichthyes, Myliobatiformes, Dasyatidae. Gene Ontology annotation, biological process: negative regulation of transcription by RNA polymerase II. The record is from RefSeq and is a predicted model, not a curated record. The transcript is spliced from 22 exons. Bases 239 to 2668 code for a protein of 809 amino acids. Gene Ontology annotation, molecular function: DNA binding; DNA (cytosine-5-)-methyltransferase activity, acting on CpG substrates. Gene Ontology annotation, cellular component: nucleus.